This is a messenger RNA of Fusarium fujikuroi IMI 58289, 864 nucleotides long. RefSeq lists its product as uncharacterized. Lineage: Eukaryota; Fungi; Ascomycota; Sordariomycetes; Hypocreales; Nectriaceae. The transcript has a single exon. The record is from RefSeq and is a predicted model, not a curated record. Bases 1 to 864 code for a protein of 287 amino acids.
AUGGCUGAGAUAUUUGGCACUGUCGCUGGCGCCAUAAGCAUCGCCGGCCUAUUCAACAACUGCGUCGAUUGUUUCAACUACAUCCAGAUCGCCAAACAUUUCGGCCAAGACUUCUCGCGCUAUCAACUCCGGCUGGAUGUCGCCAAAUGCCGACUAGCAAGAUGGGGAGCAUCAAUCGAUAUCAACAGUGACCAACGAUUCAGCGUCAUCGAAUCAUCGGAUCCCACAAUUGCUUUAGCACAAGGCAUUCUGGAAGAAAUAGUGGACAGAUUCGGAGCCGCAUACAAGGUCUCCAGACGCUACAAGGCCACGACGGAAGAACAAGGCCUGGAUAUUUGCACGGAAGCCGAUCUUAGUGCAGUUCCGCAGCGCGUACAUACUCGCUUUGACGUGUUUACUAAACAGCGGUAUAAAAGCUUGGGGUUGAUGAAAAAGACAGGCUGGGCUCUCUAUGAUAAGAACUAUAUGGGAAGAAUGAUUGAUGAUAUUAUCGCGUCAAUUGAUGAUUUGGAAAAGGUCUUUCCUAGCACCCCACAGGUCACACAUCAAUUAGUCGAGAUGGAAAUUGAGGAGGUAAAUGACGAGCAGGAGCUGAAAUUGAUCAACGAUGUCGCUGAGGGCUUAGAUCCUGUGCUAUCUAAGGCAUCUAAAGAUAAGAUAGGGGAAAUUGCUGGCAGAAACACUGCUGGGAAGAUCACUGGACCAGGUAGUGUCAAUAUCGGCAACUCAUUUGUGACAGGGUCGUUCUCAAAUUCACAAGGGACUCGGGUUAGUACAGUUAACCAUGUGAAUGAGGUCAAUACUACAGAGCCGUCAAGAGUGAAUAUUGGUAAUACCUGGGGCGGCAAGGGGUUUUGGGACUGA